CUGAUUCAUUUCACCACCCUUGUCAUUCAUCAUCAUCGUUCGCCAUAAUAAUAAUUCAUCCAUUCAUAGAUUACCCUCUUUUUCUCUGCAACACGCAUACACAUUCUCUCUCGCUCUGAAUUGCAGAUCUCAAAAGGCUCAAAAGUUAGAGAGAGAAAAGAAGGCACGCAAUUAUUCACUUUUCUUUUCAAGCUAUCUUCUUCUCCUUCUCCUUUUUUUUUUCAAACCCCAUAAUCACCGCUUCGAUCUCAGUUAAAUACUGACACCGGGUUUGCUGAAAAAGACGAAUGUUAUAGAAGGAACUUAUAACCAUGUCUAGCUCUACAAAAGUUUUGGAUCCUGCAUUCCAAGGAGUGGGUCAAAGAGUAGGGACCGAGAUUUGGAGGAUUGAGAAUUUUCAGCCAGUUGCGUUGCCCAAAUCUGAAUAUGGGAAAUUCUACAUGGGGGAUUCUUACAUUAUUUUGCAGACAACGCAAGGAAAAGGAGGCAAUUAUUAUUAUGAUUUACACUUCUGGCUUGGAAAGGAUACUAGUCAGGAUGAGGCUGGAACAGCAGCCAUUAAAGCUGUUGAACUUGAUGCUGCUCUUGGAGGACGAGCAGUGCAGCACAGGGAAGUCGAAGGACAUGAAUCUGACAAGUUCUUGUCAUAUUUCAAGCCUUGUAUAAUACCAUUGGAAGGGGGUGUUGCAUCUGGAUUUAAAACACCAGAAGAAGAGAAGUUUGAAACGCGCUUGUAUAUAUGCAGAGGGAAAAGAGUUGUCAGAUUAAGACAGGUGCCUUUUGCCAGGUCAUCAUUGAAUCAUGAUGAUGUGUUCAUCCUUGACAGUCAGAAUAAGAUUUAUCAAUUCAAUGGUGCAAAUUCUAACAUUCAGGAAAGAGCAAAGGCCUUGGAAGUUAUACAGUUCUUGAAGGAAAAAUAUCAUGAAGGGAAAUGUGAUGUGGCAAUUGUUGAUGACGGCAAGUUAGAUACCGAGUCAGAUUCAGGUGAAUUUUGGGUUCUUUUUGGUGGUUUUGCUCCCAUUGGAAAGAAAGUAAUCAGUGACGAUGAUCUCAUUCCGGAGACAAUUCCUGCUCAACUUUAUAGUAUCAUUGAUGGUGAGGCCAAGGCUGUUGACGGUGAACUUUCUAAAUCACUGCUGGAGAAUAACAAAUGUUAUUUACUGGACUGUGGUGCUGAGGUAUUUGUCUGGGUUGGUCGGGUAACACAAGUUGAUGAACGAAAAGCAGCUUGCCAAACAGCUGAGGAGUUUGUUGCAAGCCAAAAUAGGCCAAAAUCUACAAGGAUAACCAGGGUUAUUCAAGGUUAUGAAACACAUUCAUUUAAGUCCAACUUUGAUUCUUGGCCGUCAGCAUCUGCUACUGCUGGUACUGAAGAAGGAAGAGGCAAGGUUGCAGCUUUGCUCAAACAACAAGGCAUAGGUGUCAAAGGAAUGGCAAAAAGUAGCACCCCAGUAAAUGAGGAAAUUCCACCUUUGCUCGAAGGAGGUGGAAAGUUGGAGGUAUGGCGAAUUGAUGGGAAUGCUAAGACCCCGUUGCCAAAGGAGGAUAUUGGUAAAUUCUAUAGUGGAGAUUGUUACAUUGUACUGUACACAUACCACUCUGGUGAGAGGAAGGAAGACUACUUUUUGUGCUGCUGGUUUGGCAAAAACAGCAUUAAGGAGGACCAAACAAUGGCUACUCGAUUGGCCAAUACGAUGUUCAACUCAUUGAAGGGCAGACCUGUUCAGGGUUGUCUGUACGAAGGCAAAGAGUCACCACAGUUUAUUGCUCUUUUCCAACCUAUGGUGGUCCUUAAGGGAGGCUUAAGCUCUCGAUACAAAAGUUCAAUAUCAGACAAAGAAAUAUCAGACGAAACAUACAUGGCAGAAAGUAUUGCACUUAUUCGAAUUUCUGGAACUUCUGUUCAUAACAAUAAGGCAGUUCAAGUUGAUGCUGUGCCAGCAUCAUUGAAUUCUACUGAAUGUUUUGUCCUGCAAUCUGGCUCUAUAAUUUUUGUUUGGCAAGGAACACAGAGUUCCUUUGAGCAGCAGCAGCUAGCAUCAAAAGUAGCUGAUUUUUUAAGGCCAGGAGUUGCUUUAAAGCAUGCCAGAGAAGGAACAGAAAGCUCUGCUUUCUGGUCUGCCCUUGGAGGAAAACAAAGUUACACUAGCAAAAAAGUCACUAAAGAUGUUAUCAGAGAUCCACAUUUGUUCACUUUGUCAUUUAAAAAUGGUAGCAUUUGUUUUCAUGUUGAGGAGGUUUACAACUUCUCUCAAGAUGAUUUGUUGACAGAGGACAUCCUUAUACUUGACACUCAUGCAGAAGUGUUUCUUUGGGUUGGUCAUUCUGUGGACCCAAAAGAAAAGCAAAAUGUGUUCGAAAUUGGCCAGGAAUACAUAAAUAUGGCUGCAUCUUUAGAGGGACUAUCUCCACAUGUACCACUGUAUAAAGUAACAGAAGGCAAUGAACCUUGCUUUUUCACAACAUACUUUUCAUGGGAUCAUGCUAAAGCUAUGGUUCAUGGGAACUCAUUCCAGAAGAAGGUGUCGAUACUCUUCGGGAUUGGCCAUGCUGUGGAGGAAAAGUCGAAUGGGUCGUCAAGUAAAGGGGGACCCAGACAAAGAGCAGAAGCUUUGGCUGCCUUAAACUCAGCAUUUAGUUCAUCUUCUGAGAAAUCCAAUGUGGCCCAGGAUAGAUUGAACGGAUUAAGCCAAGGAGGACCAAGACAAAGAGCAGAAGCUUUAGCUGCCUUAAACUCAGCAUUUAGUUCAUCUGGAGCCAAGACUGCUAAUAGCCCCAGGUCAUCCGGAAAAGGUCAGGGAUCACAAAGAGCAGCAGCAGUAGCUGCUCUUUCAUCAGUUCUUACUGCUGAAAAGAAAUCCCCCGAUGUUUCUCCUGUGUCAGGCGGUAGUCCUGUUACACAAACUAGCUUUACUGAAGCUAAAAGUGAAAGUGCGUCUUCUGAAACAGAAGAAGCUGCAGAAGCCAAGGAAACUGUGGAACAUGUCUCUGAUAGCCCAAAACUAGAAAUUGUGGAGGAUAGGGAUAAUAGUCAAGGCUCUCGAAGGAUAUUCAGUUAUGAUGAAUUAAAAUCUAAAAAUGUGUCUGGAAUUGAUCUUAAACGGAGAGAGACCUAUCUGUCAGAGGAAGAGUUCAACAGUAUUUUUGGAAUGGAAAAGGAAGCAUUCUAUAAAUUACCAAGAUGGAAGCAGGACAUGUUAAAAAAGAAAUUUGAAUUGUUCUAGGAGUCGCUGACUUAUCUGCUUCAUUUGCACCCUCAUCUACGUUUCCUCAGUUAUCAUGAAUCGGUUGGAUAGUGUGGUUUUCCUGGGAUUCCUAUGUAUAAGCGUUUGUUCUUUUGGCCUACGAUGACUUCGCUGUAAUUAGUGUCCAGAGUUUGCAUAACUUGACACUGUAUGGAGAGUGGUUUAGUUUUCCCCCCUUUGGGAAUAGCUGCUGCCUCUUGCAAUGUUUACGUAUUGUAGGCAACGAGGACACUAGAAGUGAACAGGUCUAAUUCUUUCAUUUUGUCAAGGUUGUAUUUUAAAUACGUUUACCCC
Molecule: messenger RNA, 3539 nt
Organism: Arachis duranensis
Lineage: Eukaryota; Viridiplantae; Streptophyta; Magnoliopsida; Fabales; Fabaceae
Product: villin-2
Exons: 23
Coding region: 312-3224 (970 amino acids)
Biological process (GO): cytoskeleton organization; actin filament severing
Molecular function (GO): actin filament binding
Source: RefSeq, a predicted model, not a curated record